Messenger RNA from Nymphaea colorata (pocket water lily), 1088 nucleotides. Its product is annotated as steroid 5-alpha-reductase DET2. NCBI's taxonomy places the organism in Eukaryota, Viridiplantae, Streptophyta, Magnoliopsida, Nymphaeales, Nymphaeaceae. Gene Ontology annotation, cellular component: membrane. The coding region runs from base 136 to 936 and encodes 266 amino acids. Gene Ontology annotation, molecular function: 3-oxo-5-alpha-steroid 4-dehydrogenase activity. The transcript has a single exon. Gene Ontology annotation, biological process: brassinosteroid biosynthetic process. The record is from RefSeq and is a predicted model, not a curated record.
UGAUAAAUAAAACGGCGGCAUUGCUACAGAAACCCUGACGGCUAGGACGGCAAAGAGUCUGCUCCUCUUCUCUCCCCUGCUCCUCUCCUCCCCUGCUGAAGGGCCGUUGGUUCAGAGAGAGAGCGAGAGAGAAAGAUGGCGUUGCUGCUAGAGUGGGGAGACGAGGCCUUCUACACGUAUGCGCUGAUCUCACUCUUCGUCUUCUGUCCCCUCACCUUCCUCCCUCUCCUCGUCCUCCGCUUCCAUGCACCCUACGGCAAGCACACCCGCGGAGGAUGGGGUCCCCUUCUUCCACCUUCCCUCGCUUGGUUCCUCAUGGAGAGCCCCACCGUCUGGCUCACCCUCCUCCUCCUUCCUUUCGGCCGCCAUCGCUCCGAUCCCGUCGCUCUCGCUCUCCUCUCUUUCUACCUAUUCCAUUACAUCCACCGCACCCUCAUCUACCCGCUUGUCAUCCGAAAAGCGCCUGCCUCCUCCUCCAGCCGCGGCGUGCCCUUCGCCGUCGCCUUCGCCGCCUUCGUCUUCAACCUCCUUAAUGCCUACCUCCAGAGCCGAUGGAUAACCCACUUCGGUAACUACACGCCAGGAUGGCUACGGACGCCGAAGUUUGCGGCGGGGGCGGCGGUCUUUGCCAUCGGCAUGGCGACGAAUGUGUGGGCAGAUAGGAGGCUGGUGGCGCUGAAGAGGGAGGCGGGGGGAGGGUACAAGGUUCCCAAAGGAGGACUCUUCGAGUUGGUCAGCUGCCCCAACUACACGGGGGAGAUAAUGGAGUGGCUGGGCUGGGCGAUUAUGACAUGGUCGUUGGCGGGGCUGGCGUUCUUCCUCUACACAGCGGCGAACCUGGUGCCUAGGGCGGCCGGCCACCACCAGUGGUACCUGCAGAAGUUCCCCGAGGAGUAUCCCAGGUCCAGGAAGAGGGUUAUCCCCUUCAUCUAUUGAGCAUGCCUUUUCUCUUUCUCUCAGCAAGUGCGUUUGUCUUCUUCUUCUUUCUUGUCUCAAAUUUCUGGUCUGAAAAAACUUAGGGUUCAGUUAUCCUUAUAUGAAUGUCUGAUCUGCUGUGGCUAUUUGAAACGCUGGAGCUUUUCGUUGAA